Molecule: messenger RNA, 1650 nt
Organism: Penicillium maclennaniae
Lineage: Eukaryota; Fungi; Ascomycota; Eurotiomycetes; Eurotiales; Aspergillaceae
Product: splicing factor cactin
Exons: 5
Coding region: 1-1650 (549 amino acids)
Biological process (GO): mRNA cis splicing, via spliceosome
Cellular component (GO): spliceosomal complex; cytoplasm
Molecular function (GO): protein binding
Source: RefSeq, a predicted model, not a curated record
AUGUCGUCGCGAUUCCCCGAUCGAUCGGGCCCGGGGCGCAGCCGAUCGCGAUCCCCUUCAUCCUGGCGUCAACCCCAGAACCGUCCCCGUGAUGACGACAGAGAAUGGCGCGACAGAAGGGACUCAGAUCGGAGACCGCAGCAACCUCGCAACACACGCGAUCAAAUGCGGAUCAACCAGCUCCAGGAGGAUGAGCAAGCGCGGGAAUGGGUGUCGCAGGAGGAUGUCUUCGUGCUGAAACAGGCUAAGAAGAAGGCCGAGAUUCGUGUGAAGGAAGGACGCGCAAAGCCCAUUGACUGGCUGACGGUGACCCUACGCUUCAUUGAUCCCACACGCAACCCUUUAGACGACGAAAUCGCGGAUUCUGAGCUCGAUGUGGUGGACCCGGAUGGUGUCUUUGAGGGACUUUCUCAGAAAGAGCUACAGGAUCUGGAGAGCGAAAUUGACACGUUUGUCGAGCUGGAGACAAAUGCGCAGAAUCGGGACUUUUGGCAGACGAUGAAAGUCAUUUGUCGAGACCGCCAGAAAACCUCUGCACCCGAAGGCCGUGCUCUCAGCUCUGUCGCCGCUGAUAUCAACAAGCUCUUGAGCCCAAAGACAUAUGAACAACUCAAGACGCUGGAAGUUCAGGUCAAGAGAAAAUUGAAUUCAAACGAGCCUAUCGAUACGGAUUAUUGGGAGGAGCUGUUGCGCAGCUUGACCGUGUGGAAGGCGCGUGCAAGGCUGCGCAAUGUCUACCAGGCCGUUAUUGACGAACGAAUUCGCGAUCUAAGAAAACAACAAAGAGAGGAAGCAGAAUCGAUUCGGGAAAAGCUGGCCCCCUUGGCACCACUUUAUACCGAUGAGCAGCAGCUAAAUUCUACAUUUUCAGCGGAAUUCAAGGGGUUGGAUCCCGAUCCGUUGCUUCAGGUUCGGCCUGAAGACAAAGGACUAGAAAUCAUGGAUGAGUCUGCAUUCCUUCGUCAAGUUGCUCGUGAACGGCAGAAGAUCCUCCGCAUGGGCUACGUUCCUCUGCGACAGCGAUCUGCUGAAAAGACAGCCACGACCUUAAUCAAUUCAGUUCCAAGCAGCUCCGCUACCCCGGCUGUUUCCAGUCGAUUUUCUUCUCUUCCCAAUGAUGACUUCUCGCAGGCGACAAAGGCAUUGUAUGAACGAGAAUUGGCCAAGGGCGUCAGCGAGAACGAAGAGAUCUUUACCGGUGAAGAGGCCGUGACCACGCCUUCGCAAGCCCAGUGGGCCAGCAAAUACCGCCCCCGUAAACCUCGCUACUUCAACCGAGUGCAAAUGGGCUACGAAUGGAACAAGUACAACCAGACCCACUACGACCAUGAUAAUCCGCCCCCCAAGGUCGUGCAGGGUUACAAGUUCAACAUCUUCUACCCCGACUUGAUUGAUAAGGCUAAGGCCCCAACUUAUCGCAUUGAGCGAGAAGGCGGCCGCAAGCGUGGACAGUCCUUUGCCGCGGCCGGAGAGGAAGAUACUUGUCUGAUCCGAUUUAUGGCCGGGGCACCGUACGAGGACAUCGCCUUCCGAAUUGUUGACAAAGAAUGGGACUAUAGUGCGAAGCGCGAGCGCGGCUUCAAGAGCACAUUCGACAAAGGCAUUCUGCAGCUCCACUUCCAAUUCAAACGGAUCUAUUACCGGAAGUAA